Messenger RNA from Geosmithia morbida, 2382 nucleotides. Its product is annotated as Glycoside hydrolase family 55. NCBI's taxonomy places the organism in Eukaryota, Fungi, Ascomycota, Sordariomycetes, Hypocreales, Bionectriaceae. Gene Ontology annotation, molecular function: polygalacturonase activity. Bases 1 to 2382 code for a protein of 793 amino acids. The transcript has a single exon. The record is from RefSeq and is a predicted model, not a curated record.
AUGAAGGCCCUCUCCACCUUUGUCGGCACAUCUCUGCUGGCCCUUGGCCUCAUGGGCCCGGAGGUUCUGGGUGCUGCCACGGUCCAGACGUCUGCCGCUACUGGCGGCAGCGACGUCUCGGCCGCGGCCGACAGCACAUGGUGGUUCGCCAACAUCGAGCGCACCGGCAAGGUGCCCUUCGGCUCCGUGGCGGACGACUACCCCAUCUUCCGCAACGUCAAGGACUACGGCGCUACCGGUGACGGCUCGACCGACGACACGGCCGCCAUCAACAAGGCCAUCACCGACGGCGGCAACCGCUGCGGCGAGGGCUGCGACUCCACCACCACCACGCCCGCCCUGGUCUACUUCCCCGCCGGCACCUACAUGGUGUCGGCCCCGCUGGUGCAGUACUACUACACGCACAUGGUGGGCGACCUCUCCGACCUGCCGACGCUCAAGGCCACCGCCGACUUCGAGGGCAUGGCCGUCAUCGACGCCAACCCCUACGGCGACCAGAACAGCAACUGGUUCACCAACCAGAACAACUUCUUUCGCCAGAUCCGCAACUUCAAGAUCGACCUGACGGGCAUGCCCAUGUCCAAGGGCGCCGGCAUCCACUGGCAGGUGGCGCAGGCCACGUCGCUGCAGAACAUCCAGUUCGACAUGGUCCAGGACGACAGCCCCGAGAAUCAGCAGCAGGGCAUCUUCAUGGAGAACGGGUCGGGCGGCUUCAUGACCGACCUCGUCUUCAACGGCGGCAACUACGGCGCCUUCCUGGGCAGCCAGCAGUUCACGGCGCGCAACCUCGAGUUCAACAACUGCAAGACGGCCAUCUACCAGGUGUGGAACUGGGUCUGGAACUUCCACGGCCUCACCGUCAACGGCUGCGGCGCCGGGCUCAACCUGACGUCGGGCGACGCCGGCGCCCAGAACGUCGGGUCCGUCAUCGUCCAGGACGCCAAGUUCUCCAACACGCCCGUCGGCAUCCUGACGCUGUACGACCCGGACCAGACCGGGUCCAACGGCACCCUGAUCCUCGACAACGUCGACUUCUCGGAGCAGGUGCCCGUGGCGGUCAAGAACUUCGGCACGGACAGGACCGUCCUGGAGGGCAACCAGGUCGUGGCCUCAUGGAUCCAGGGCCGCACCUACAAGGGCGCCACCGGCUCGUCGGUGCAGGCCAUCCACGCCGGGGCGGCGGCCAAGCCCGACGCCCUCCUCGGCGACGACGGCAAGAUCUUCACGCGCAGCAAGCCGCAGUACGCCGACGUGGCAGCCGACAAGUUCAUCUCGGUCAAGUCCAACGGCGCCAAGGGCGACGGCACCACGGACGACACGGCCGCUAUCCAGAAGACGUUCGACAGCCUGGCCGACGACGAGAUCGCCUUCUUCCCCCACGGCGCCUACAUCGUCACCGACACGGUCAACGUGCCGCCCAACAUCAAGGUGGUGGGCGAGAUCUGGCCGCUGAUCAUGGCCGGGGGCGACACCAACUUCAAGGACCAGGCCAACCCCAAGCCCGUGUUCAAGGUCGGCAAGCCCGGGGACGUGGGCGCGGUGGAGAUGUCGGACCUGAUGCUCGAGACGCAGGGCCCCCAGCCGGGGGCCAUCCUGAUGGAGUGGAACGUCGAGGGCACCGAUAAGGGCUCCACCGGUCUGUGGGACGUGCACUUCCGCGUGGGCGGGUCGGCCGGCACCGACCUGCAGUCGGACAAGUGCUCCAAGACGCCCAACUCGACAACGACGGCCAACCCGGAGUGCGAGGGCGCCUUCCUGAUGAUGCACGUGACCAACUCGUCCACCAUCUACAUGGAGAACACGUGGCUGUGGGUGUCGGACCACGAGCUCGACCUGGCCGACCACAACCAGAUCAACAUCUACAACGGCCGCGGCUUGCUGAUCGAGUCGACCAAGGCGGCCUGGCUGUUCGGCACCGCCUCCGAGCACUCGGUCCUGUACAACUACCACCUCCAGGCCGCCCGGAACGUCUACAUGACCGUCAUACAGACCGAGACGGCCUACUUCCAGUCCAACCCGGACGCCAACACGCCCUUCAAGGUCAACGCGGACUACUACGACCCCGACUUCUCUUCCUACUGCGGCGACGCCGACAAGACCUGCCCCAAGACCUGGGGCCUGCGCAUCCACGACUCGAGCGACAUCCUCUUCUACGGCGGGGGCAUGUACUCCUUCUUCGAGAACUACGACCAGGACUGCCUAGAGACCGAGGACUGCCAGGUCCACAUGGUCGACAUACAGGGGUCCGACGUCGGGCUCUACGGCGUCAGCACAAAGGCCAGCGCCAACAUCAUCUCCAGCCAGGGUAAGGGUAUCGUCCAGGUUCAGGAUAACAUGAACAUGUUUUGUGCUACUCUCGCAUAUUUCGAGAUGUCGUCUUGA